AAAUAGAAGAAGCUGAAAUUUCUCCUAUAUUUUAUGAUUUUUCCCCCCAGUUAUUAAAAGUAAAUGAAACAAGAUUUCGUUUGAAUUCGACUAGUUGUCAAAUAUUUUCACUUUAUUAGUGGAGUACCAUUUUCGUAAAAUGAUGGUAGAUAUCAUCACACUUAGUUCAAAGAUACCUAGCACAAUAUCCAAUGAUAGUGUCAGUUGUAAUUAAUUAAAUUAUUGACAAUUAAUACAAUUUAAAAAAAUUAUGCUAAAUUUCACUGUGGACGCCUACUGCUGUGAAAUAUCAACUUGUGUACACUUGUCCAUAUUUAUCUACUAAUUACAUUCUUAAAUUGAAUGUAUAAAUGCCAUUACACAAUAAUAUUUAUACGAACAAAUUACCUGAAUUAAACACCUCAAAUUACAACAGUAACUAUCUUCCAGGAAAUCAGGAAAAGUCCUAUUUGAAUAUGACGUCGAAUUAUGACUACCAUAAUCGUUUCCCACAGAGUCAAUCGAAAGAAGUUUUGAAGCAAUACUCAGGAGAAUUUGAAAGCAUAGGCGAAGAAACACGCUUCUAUCAAGGAUAUCAGCUGAGUAUGAGUGACUUGAGAAAGGCUACUUCUGCAUCGAAACAAGCGGCAGGCUGUUUGUUUACCAACUUCGAAGAUGUUCGCCUAACAGAUGAAGAACGCGUCUACCUGAAUGCGGCAGCUACAGGUGAUAUUGGCAUAAUUCGUAUGUCGUUGGAAGACUCCGAUGAUUCAGUUGAAUUCAACGUAAACUGUGUUGAUUAUAUGGGGCGUAAUGCUUUACACCUUGCAGUUGAUUCUGAAAACACUGAUGUUAUGGAAAUGUUGCUGGAUAAGCUGAAUUUCGAAUGUAUUGAAGAGGCAUUAUUACACGCAAUUAGUAAAGGACAUCCUAAACUAGUUCGAGUUAUCAUUGAACACCCUAAUUACCAAGCUGGUGAGGAUCAAAUCAAGAGAAUGGAUUCAAAAAAUGCAUUUUUUCGUACAACAGAAAAAAGUCAGUUUUCUCCAGAUAUUACACCACUCAUCUUAUCAGCACACUAUAACAAUCAUGAAAUGGUACAAAUGUUCCUGUCGCGCAAUCAUACAAUUGAUAAACCACAUUCAAUAUCCUGUCAGUGUAAUGACUGUCAAGUUAGACAAGAUUAUGAUUCAUUGAAACGCUCAAGGUCAAGGUUAAACGCCUACAGAGCCUUAGCAAGCCCAGCGUACAUGGCAUUAAGCAGUCCAGAUCCUAUAAUGACAACAUUCCAGUUACGUCAAGAAAUGAUGAAACUGGCUGAAAUCGAAAAGGAAUUUAAGAAAGAAUAUCUGAUGCUGGUUGAAAAAUGUAUGAAUUUCGCUUGUGAAAUGAUGGAUUUAUGCAGAGGUACACAAGAGGUUGAAGCGGUUAUAUCAGACUUCCUAGAAGACGGAACAAAUAUUCGUGAUCCACUGGGUCGUCUUCGGCUUGCAAUACGUUUUGAAGAGAAAAAGUUUGUUGCUCAUCCUAAUUGUCAACAAUAUUUGACAAGUAUAUGGUACGGGUCGGAGACAGCCUUCCUGCAAUCAUGGUCAUUAAUUCGGAAAAUUGGUCUUUCUGUAGCUGCCACACCUCUACUUCCCCUAUUUUGUAUAAUGUAUAUAAUACUACCUACCUCGAAUAUUGCACGUUCAAUGAGAUGUCCAGCAGCAAAAUUUGCAACUCACGUUGUGUCACACUUUUUAUUCCUUAUACUACUUGCUGCAGCAACAUUCCGUUUAGAAGAGAAUUAUGACGCCUUGUUAGAUGAGCAGAUGCUUGGCACGGGAGAUGAAGACACAAUACGUCAAUGGGUACAGAAAAAUUUUCGGCCGUCUAAAGCUAUUAUAACACAUGUUCAAAUAUGUAUUGUAUUAUGGGUGGCUGGUCUCCUACUUGCUGAUAUUAAACAUAUUUACUUUGCAGGAUUCAGGUCUUAUAUAUGUAAUGCCUAUAAUUUAUUGAAUUUCUGUAUAUUAUCCAUGUAUAUUGGCUCCUAUACUCUACGCAUAAUUGUUGAUCGUUGGGUUCGUGAAUCAGAUUUAUUCUUCAAUGCAACAGCUCAAGUGAAUUAUUUAUUACAUAAUAAUAAUAGUAAAUUGGUGCAUCAAAUGGUUCAGAACUGGACACAAUCGUGUCAUCAUGAUAAAAGUUACUUUAUUACAGCGUCACGAUUUCGAUGGAAAUAUGACGAUCCAGAAAUUGUAUCAGAUGUUAUGUUUGCUGUAGCCAAUGUAGUCAGUUUUGCUCGUACCACAUAUCUAAUGCCAGCAUUCGAAGCCUUGGGACCUCUACAAAUAUCAUUUACACGAAUGCUAACAGAUAUUACACGAUUCAUGGUGCUUUACUUAUUGGUAUUAUUCGCAUUUAUGGUCGGUUUACAUAACCUAUAUUGGUACUAUGGUUUGCAAAUAUUCAAGACUUAUGAUGAAGCAACGAAUACCACACAAACACAAGUAGCGACAGAAAUGUUUGAAGGACUUCGUCAUACACUGUACAGCUUGUUCUGGUCAAUGUUCAGUCAAGUCAGUAUUAGCAAACUGCCUAUUCGUAAACCCGAUCAGGGUGAGCAUAAAUACACUGAUGGCAUGAUUGAUACAGACUCACCGACAGCAAUCGUCGAUAGUGUUGGUAUGGUAUUAUUUGCUGUUUAUCACGGGAUUAUAAUAAUUGUCUUGGUCAAUAUGCUGAUCGCUAUGAUGAGUCAUUCAUUCGAAAGUAUUCAGGAGGACUGUGAUGUGGAAUGGAAAUUCGCGCGUACCCAACUGUGGUUGAAUUAUAUUGACAAUGGUAGUACUCUCCCAGUCCCCUUUAAUGUUAUUCCAACUCCGCAUAGUUUAGCGAAUGCAGUUAAGUUUAUACGUAACUUUUUCAAAGAUGAAACAGGAGUUAUCAGUGGAAAUAUACGAAGUACAGAUUUCGUUAAGGUGAGAAGGGAUAAAGUUGUGAAGGACAAGGAUUUAACGAUUCAAGAGACAUCACAUUCAGAUAUAAUGCAACGACUUGUAAGACGUUAUCUGUUCAAAAUGGAAAGAGAAAACGAUGAGAAAGACGCAGAUGAAUUUCCGCCACCACCAGUGACAGCAGCUGGUGUUAGAGUGAACUAUGAACACUCACAAAAUCCUUAUCAGUUAAGUGUACAAGGUGGUGCACAAACAAUAAAUCCUAAUCAACAAACUGGUAAACGCUUAAAGCGACCAACGUAUGGUUCAGGACGAAGAUAUUCAACCUCCAUAGGCAAUACAGCGUUAGGAGCUGGUAGUAUGCUGGGUGGAAUUAAUCUACAACUACCUCAGUUGGAUGGAAUACAACGUAUGCAGAAGAUAUUAGAUAUGCGUCUACAAAAUCUUCAGGCUCAGUCGGACCAAUUGAACCACGCAUCUGGUAAUGCAAGGAUCAAAGAGGAAAUAUCUCAUGUGCGUCAACUGAUUGGUGAAAGUCAGAAAGCUUUAUCUAGCAUCGUCAAGGCUGUGUCGCAGAUGCAAGAUCAAGUUGUGCAGCUAAAUACAAAUAUGGAACAAUGGAUAUUAGCUCAAGCAAGCGGACGUGAAAUUCGCACUGUAUUUGUUGAAGAACGUAAUCCCAGUACAAAAUCACAACGUGACAGACACCGCCGUGAUCGUAGAGAUAAAGAUCGUGAAUGGGAUUCAUUUGUACGAGAAGCAUAACAAACAGUCUUCAGUGGCACAAACAUACAUUUGCAUGAUACUGUAAAAUUUUGUUUGCAAAGUACCGGAUGUGUGGAAACUUCUUUACCCUGAAAAGGACACUUUUUUUUAAAAGAAAAUAGUAAAUUAAAACCACUACCUACUAUAUUCAUUUAUAAGUAGUCUAUGCAAAUAUUACAUAAAUGCAAAAGUAUUCUAACUAGUCACUGUCAAAUUUAGAAAUAUGAGAAAAUUGGGACAUACCAUCUGUGAUGCCUUAAAAUAAUGUGACAGAGAAAAUGAACAAACGUAUAAAGAAAAUGUAACAUUCUUCCUUUACUCUUGUAAGUGGUUUCUUAAAACUAAAUCUUUAAAAAAAAAUACACGAAGAUGAGAUUGUCUCCAUGUCUCAGUGUUUCUUCAACAUGCAUUCACUGUAAGACUAUUCGCAAUGUAUACCGAAUCUCACUAAAGAAAAGAAUAAUGGGAAACUACUUCAUUACGUUUUGGAACACUUAAUAUCACUAUGGAAAUAUUAGUGUGCGAAGAAAUAGCAAGAAAUGGAAAAAUGGCAUUAGUCCUUAGUAGAACACGUCGCCCGUUAAGCCUUAUGGUGAAAACUGAUCCUCAAAUUUUAUAGUAAGUGAAAUAAUCACUAAAUGGAACACAACUCUGGUAGCUCCUCAGAAGAGACAGUUGGCAAGUUCCACGGGACGCUUUGAUGAACACUUAAAAUGGUCUUCGCCUAUUCAACCUGCUAUUUAACCUCACCCAUAAAAGAUAUGCAGAGAGCGCUCCCUGAAAUGUAAACAAAGUUGUAAAAGCCCUGAAUAAAAUCAAAACCCAGAAAAGCCGAGGGAUCUGACGAUUUUACUUCAGAAGCAUUUAAAGGUAGUGGUGAUGAAUUACUGAUUAGGUUAACUAAGAAAUUAGUUGUUGUGUUGCAACCCAAAAUAGUUCCAUCAUAUUAAUUUACUUCACGAAUAAUCCCCAUCCAGGCAUUGAUGAAAGCAAAACACGUAGUUCAGAGAAGAGUUUCUUCUAGGCGAUUUCAUUUUCUAAACUGUACAAUCGCAAAUAUGUAUGAGUUAUUUUGUAUGCACGUGUACAUUAAGUUUGUCGAACAAAAAUACAAUUAGUUAUGAUUAUUUUAACUAAACAGGUGAAAAUUAGUAGCUUUUUGGUCGGGUUGCGUAAUACAAAAAAGGUCAAGAGGAUUGGGUGUUAAUGAAACUAGUGUAGUGUCAAAGGUGAUGAGUUGUCACAAACAGUUUUUAAAAAUGAAUUACGUAGUAAUAUGAAUAUUUUGAUGAUUGAGUUGUACUCAGGAUACACAUAGGAACAAAGUAGUGAAUACGAAAUCACGUAAGAGUUCUAAAUGAAUACGAGAAUUAUAAGCAAUUAAAGAAGCAAAUAAAUAAAUAAAAUUAAGUCAUCAAAAAUCAACAAAGUUGAUACCAUGAUAAUAGAAGUAGAUGACUGAUUCUUUUUUGUAUGUACAGCUCCGGUUUCAUUAACAUCCAAUUCUCUUGACCUUUUUUGUAUUACGCAACCCGACCAAAAAGCUACUAAUUUUCACCUGUUUAGUUAAAAUAACCAUAACUAAUUGUAUUUUUGUUCGACAAACUUAAUGUACACAUGCAUACAAAAUAACUCAUACAUAUUUGCGAUUGUAUAGCUAAGAAAAUGAAAUCGCCUAGAAGAAACUCUUCUCUGAACUACGUGUUUUGCUUUCAUAUUAGUUUACAUCUCUAAACACCACAAUUUAUAAGGAACAAAACAUCUUCUUGAGACAAUCAAUGAAGACCAAAAUGGCUUGGGGGUAUCUAAGAUUUUAGUUUCCAGAGUCAUGAGUAGGCCGCGUUGAUCACGCGCAAAACAAACUUGACAGAACCAGGCUAGUUAUGUAUCUGUACAAAGGUGCAUUGAACAACUUUUCAGAAACCUAGAUGUGCCUACCGAAUUUCAACACUUUCAGUAUUUCUUAACUUGACGACAGCAUUCGAAUCCAUCUAUAGACAGGUGCUGUGAAGGUAUUUGACCACUGAAGUGAGUGUUUAAUCAAAGCACACUACUAGAACUCAUGUAACUUUUUAAGGGUUUAUGAAUAUGCAUCAUUCGAAGUGACAAAGAUCAGUGCCUACAGUUAGGUUUUCAGUAUGCAGACAUGAUAGAUCUACUAGAUAACGAAAUUUACAAGAUGUUGAUUUCUGGACACCCCAAAAGGAAAUCUAAGUACGUUUUGAAAUGUAAGAUGAUGCUAUUAGGUUGACCUCCACCUUAGACUAGCAAGUGUACUGUGUGAAAUGGACACCUUCACUUACUCCCUAGGUCGCAUUAUUCCUAAAAAACUGGUUGCUGAGCGAAUACCAUCAUAAAUGUAACAGGCUCAUAGGUGUCAGCUAGCUGGGAUUAUGCAUAGUGUAGAUGUUGAAUCUGGUUACCCAACAAAAGUUAUGUGUACUCUUAGUUUUCAGCUGCUAUAUAACCCUUGAAAGUAGACACAAAAUAAAUGGGUUCUGUAUCAGAAAUGUUUUCUUUCCGUUUAUCACAUCGGAUAGAGAAAAGGUGUAAACAGUAGUGAGGUUGGCCAAGGAAUAUUAGAUAAUAAAGGGAUAAGAAUCAUUCAAAUAAUUUGUGCUGAAUCAUUGAUUAAGGUAGCUAGGAUAUGCAUUACAAUGAAGACCCGCCAACCUUCGCCACAAGGUAAUUUUGGUUGUUGGUAAUUUUUGGUUGGUAAUUUUUUCGAAGAUGGCCUUUCAAACUCCUCCUUUCCAUAGUAGAAAUGAAGAAUAGCUGUUACUCUACUCACCUAAGUGAAAACUCUUACUGCUUUUUGAUAUGUAUCCACACAUAUAUAUUUAUGUGUGUGUGUGUAUGUUGGUCUCUCUUUCUGUUUGCUCGGUUAGUCUGUGACCACUUCACUUGUAUGAACUUGUCUCCUUUAAUAAUGUAUAUUCUUCUUAUAUUAUAUUAUAUAUAAUAUGAGUGUUUGUUGACAGUCCGUUGCUU
This is a messenger RNA of Trichobilharzia regenti, 6677 nucleotides long. Lineage: Eukaryota; Metazoa; Platyhelminthes; Trematoda; Strigeidida; Schistosomatidae. The record is from the annotation of a GenBank genome assembly.